This is a messenger RNA of Eimeria acervulina, 399 nucleotides long. RefSeq lists its product as hypothetical. The record is from RefSeq and is a predicted model, not a curated record. Bases 1 to 399 code for a protein of 132 amino acids. The transcript has 3 exons. NCBI's taxonomy places the organism in Eukaryota, Apicomplexa, Conoidasida, Eucoccidiorida, Eimeriidae.
AUGAUAGCGUCCAAGUGUUUCCAGCAUAGCAGGCGGCCUCAGCAACUGCUGCAGCUGCUGGCACACUUAAGCGGUGGCAGCAGCAGCAGCACCAAUAGCAGUCGGCGCCCGGAGACGUAUGACGUCUGCAGUUCAUGCCACGAUCAAUAUGCGUGCAAUCAGCACGAAAGCCUCCGUGGAGCCACUAAUUCCGCCAGGCUGGGUAGCAUCAAUCCUGCUGAGGCUGCUGCUUCGGUUGCUGCUGCACAGGCGCAAUAUCUCCCCUUUCGUUACAAACGUGCGCUCGCGGGGCUGGAGAUAGACUGGAACACCUACGAUACUGGUAGGCCUUCAGAUGCAGCGGCAGCACACACCCACGCAGCGGCAGCAACAGCAGCAACAGCUGGGCCCACGGGAUAA